GUGCUGCCCCCGAGAGCUCCCGGGCAGAAGGGGGCUGCGCUGAUCCGCUUCGAGACGACGGAAGAGGCCUCGUGGAUAGUGGAGAACCUGAACGGCAACAUCCCUCAGGGGAUGUCCGAGCCAGUGUUCGUCCAGUUCGCCCGGCCCUCGCCCGCCGGCGGCUGGGCCAAGGGCGGCGGCGGCGGGGCCAAGUUAGACGAUUGCUUUGUGAACUUCGAUUGUGCCGUGACCGAGUGUGGCGACCAGAUCGUGGCGAGGGGUCCCUCGGGGGCCGAGCACCUGGAAGCGGGCCCCCUCGGGGCCGGGGCCCGGCGGAUCUUCGUCGGCGACAUACCGCAGCAUUUUGACGACAACGCCGUGAGGGCCCUGUUCGGGCAGUACGGCAGUGUCGUGGACGUCAAGGUGCUACCGCCGAGCUGUUCCGAGGAGGGCCGCCUCCUCACCGUGUACAAGAGCGGGGCUGCUUGCAUCGAGGCGCACCAGCAAACCAGCAAGGUCCGCGUCCACUGCGGCCACAACAACCGACUUGUCGACUCGAUGCUGGUGGCUCCCGCGGGUUCACGCGAGGGCGCCGCCCUCGUGCGCUUCUCGUCCCACGCCGAGGGUCCCGAGGGUUUGAUCCAGACGCUUGUGAUGCUUUCUAUGGUAUCUCGCACCCAGGCCAAAGAGGCGUCUCGGAAUGUCGGGCCCUCCCAAGCUGGCAAGUCGGGCGAUGGGAAUGGCAGCUCUGCUGACACCGGCUGGGCGGCAGGCGUGAGUGCACCGACCGAAGUCCUGCCCCCGGCUGGCCAGUGGCAGUGGACGCCCCAGACGGGGUGGACUGAGCAGCCGGCUGGGGUGGGGCAUCCAGUAGGCCCAGGCGGGGGGCAGAGCGCAGCGCCCCAGGCGCCCGAGUCCCAGAUGUUCCUGUCGUACUACGACAGCCUCCAGCAGCCCGGUGGCGGUGUCCCGGCCCCGCAGAAAGAGCGCUACACCCGUGUCGCGCGGCUCUUGCCAGACGGAUCUCUUCCGAGUGACAUGCACAUCCUCUUGUGGGCUGGCACGUGGCCUCCGCACGACCCCCUCAUGAACCACCCGGGCGUGCCCUUCGACACGAAGCUUCUCCGGGAGCUCCUCGACGCUGGGCCCGCCCCGGCCUGGGGCAGGAACGCCGCAAAGCGCAGUAAACAUCUCGCGGGCUUCCUCGACCUCAAGAGCCACCAUGUCCGGGAUGGGGCCCGGGCGCGCGCGGUUCUGCAUGCGGUGGGCCUGCUCGCAAGGCGCAUCGAGCCCGUCAGGAACCCGCAAGAGAGAGUUCUAGAGCUCUUCGCUACAUACCUUGCCCACCGGGGCGCGGGCGCGCGCGCAGAAGUCGCCCAGCUCAGCGGGUCGGGGUUCUCUACAGCCAGUUACGAGUCUUACCUUGGAGCCGAGAAUCCGCUCCGCAGGGUUCAGGAGCAGGGCGCCCCACCAGGGCAGCAGGGGCGUCUGACUUUCGAGUCGGUUCUCCUUUCCUGGAUGCUGGACACCUCGUUCGCGCUCAGGGGGCUGGGGAACCUCGCGCAGCUCUACGGGGGCGUGGGCGCGCCCGAUGAACCCAUCCGGCGCCUGGCGGAGGCCCAGGCGCCGCUUGCUGCGGCCGUGGUGCUCCAGGACCUUCCGCAGCGUGGGGAGCUCAACAGAGUGCACCUCGCAGAGUACCUCCACAUCAUGGACUCGGGCAAGAGGCGCUUGCCCUGGACGCGCCCUGGCGUCCUCGCAUUCCUAGAGGUAGGCACCAACGCGCGCGCGGUGCUGGAGCUCACGGGCUGCGCCGCCGAGUCGGACGAGGCGGGCCUGAAGCAGCUGCAGGCUGCGGUGGCCCAGCUGUGCCCGGCGAGCGUGGUCUACAAGGGCCCGGAUGGGGAAGUCCGGUUCCCGCUGAGGUCCAGGAUCCAGUGGUGCGCAGUCCAGGCCAACGUAUGUGCCUUUCUCAAGGUGCUCCAAACGUGGGUGUGUGGGACUGCCAGGAUCCACGCCCGGGCCUCCAGGCCGUUGAGCGCGGCCCUCGCCUACAGGCUAGGUGACGACGAGGCGGAUGCCCUGAUUGGGCGCCGCUGGGCAGCGCUGAGGCAGGAGGGGCAUGCACUGGAACAGCAGGCGGGGCUGCUGGGUGGUGCCUUACCGAACGCGCAGGAGGUGCAGCGCAUCCGCUCGCCCCUGCGGUGGGCGCAGCGCGAGGGCUGCGAUGUUGAAUGGCACGCCCAGCUGGAGGGGCUCAGCGAGGACAUCAAAGAGGUCUGCGGUGGGAGCCCAGGGGCGCCCCUCUCCAUCCCUAUAGUCCUUAUGGGUGACAUCAAUAUGCAACCCGCGGCCAUGGAGGAGACCGGGGGCCGGCCAGGAGAACCCCGCCGGUGGCCGGAGUGCGUCGACUACACGUUGGGGGACCACUUCUUUAUUGAAGUGCAGGCUCCCCUGGCAGUCCACGCAGGGGGCAAGGGGUCGCAGCGGCCGCUGGGCAACCAGAUCCAGGCGGCCCUGGAAGAGGGGGGCGCGCCUGCGGACAAGGUUGCCCGCUGCCUCCAGGUCCUGGAGCCUGCUGCGAUCCAGCCGGCACCGCGCCUAGAAGGCGCGUGGCAGCCCCCGGCGGCGCCGACCACGGCCGGGCGGCCGAUGUUCACCCUCGGGGGCCUGAGCGGGGCGCGGGCGCCUGGGGCGAACGCCGGGCGUGUGACGACGAACGCCAGCUUCAUCAAGCCGAAACGCUAA
Molecule: messenger RNA, 2727 nt
Organism: Prorocentrum cordatum
Lineage: Eukaryota; Dinophyceae; Prorocentrales; Prorocentraceae
Source: the annotation of a GenBank genome assembly